AACGAGGUUUAAGAAGAGAGAAAACAACCCCCACUCUCACUCACUCUCUCUCUCUCUCUCUCUCUCUCUCUCAUCUUUUAUGUCUCCUACAUAAUUACAUUGUCUUGUUCUAACAUCAGAAUCUCAUAGUAUUACUUCCACGCAUCAGUGUUGUGUUGUGUCCCUCCCUCCCUCUCUGUUUUUUUUUUUUUUUUGAAAUAUUUUUCUCUGUUUUCUUUCUCUUUCCUCUGUUUUCUCUUUGACUAAACAUAAAAGAGAAAGCCAAAAGAAAAUAGCCCAACAGGGUUCUUUCGAUUUGACCUCGUGUUUGCUUACCCAGAAACCUAAAUACCAAGAAACUGGGAUUUCCUCUUCCCAUCAAUCGUUUUCUCUUUUAUUAUCUUCAGAAAACAGAGCACUCCAUUCUAUUCUCUCUUUCUUACUAGCGAUUUCAGAGCGUUCUUUUCUUCGUUCUUGGCUUUUUCAAUACAAUUUUUCUGUGAAUCGGUGAUAUAUCUACAUGAAGUUGUGAAACAAUGAUAGAUGGGAACUCCAAGAAAAGCAAGCUUUCAUGGCCCAAGACCCUGGUCAAGAAAUGGUUCAAUAUCAAGAGCAAGUCAGAAGAUUUCCAUGCAGACGACGUCGUUCAGCAAGGUGGUGAUGAAGAAUGGAGUAACUACUCAGAGAGGGAGGCAUGCAAUAUCAAGAAAAGCAAAACAGGUUCAGCAUCAGACAAUCAAGAGAUCAAGUAGGAGGAGCUCUGAUCGUGUCCGGCGAAGUAAGAUUGAUCUAGAGGCCUCCCAAGCAACAGAUGUGCAUAACUAUAGGAUAUUUGUAGCUACAUGGAAUGUGGCUGGAAAAUCUCCUCCUAGUUAUUUGAAUCUUGAAGAUUGGCUUCAUGCUUCUCCUCCUGCUGACAUUUAUGUUCUUGGGUUUCAAGAAAUUGUUCCUUUAAAUGCUGGUAAUGUUUUGGGUACAGAAGACAAUGGCCCUGCUAGAAAAUGGCUAGCAUUAAUCCGAAAGACUCUGAACAGUCUUCCCGGCACAAGUGGUGGUUGCCACACACCUUCCCCAAUUCCUGAUCCAAUUGUAGAACUUGAUGCAGAUUUUGAGGGAUCAACAAGACAAAAGGCCUCAUCUUUCUUUCAUCGUCGCUCGUUUCAGUCAUUGAGUCGAAGCAUGAGAAUGGCGGACAAUGACAUGUCAAUGCCACAACCUAGACUUGACCGGAGAUUCAGUGUUUGUGAUCGUGUUAUCUUUGGGCAUAGGCCGAGUGAUUAUGACCCGAAUUUCAGAUGGGGUUUAUCCGAUGAUGAGAAUGAGACUGGAGAUUAUUCUCCGUGUGCCACACAUUACUCGCCAAUGUCUUACAACGGGUCUAUUUCAAUGGAGGAUAGAGAGAGACAAAUGGGGCAAUCAAGGUACUGUUUGGUUGCCAGUAAACAAAUGGUUGGGAUUUUUCUCUCAGUAUGGGUAAAGAGAGAUCUAAGAGAUGAUGUUCACAACAUGAAAGUUUCUUGUGUGGGGAGAGGAUUGAUGGGUUAUCUUGGAAAUAAGGGUUCAAUUUCAAUUAGCAUGUCUUUGCACCAAACAAGCUUCUGCUUUGUUUGUAGCCAUUUAACCUCUGGGCAGAAGGAGGGUGAUGAGCUGCGAAGAAACUCUGAUGUCAUGGAAAUUCUCAGGAAGACAAGGUUUCCACAGUUUCAUGACACGGGUGAUGAGAAUUCCCCUCAAACAAUCCUCGAGCAUGAUCGAAUCAUUUGGCUCGGGGAUUUGAAUUACCGGAUUGCGCUGUGUUACCGUUCUGCAAAGGCUCUUGUUGAGAUGCGCAAUUGGAGGGCUUUGUUAGAAAAUGACCAGCAGCUUCGGAUAGAGCAGAGUUGGGGACGUGUUUUUGAGGGAUGGAAUGAAGGAAAGAUUUAUUUCCCUCCCACAUACAAGUACUCAAAUAAUUCAGAUAGAUAUGCUGGGGAUGCUAUGCACCGAAAAGAGAAGCGAAGAACGCCUGCAUGGUGUGAUAGAAUAUUAUGGUAUGGUAGAGGCCUUCAUCAAAUAUCUUAUGUUCGUGGAGAAUCCAGAUUCUCGGAUCAUAGACCAGUCUAUAGUGUAUUUUUGGCAGAGGUUGAGUCUAUUAGUCGUAGCCGAAUCAAGAAAAGCACGAGUUGUUCCAGUUCUAGGAUUGAGGUAGAAGAGUUGUUGCCACACGCAUAUGGAUACACUGACCUUAAUUUCUAUUAAAGAAAGGAUCCAAAUUCACGAAUGAUUUUGUCACCAUGAUACAAAGCAGUCAUACAGGAUACAGACUCUUUGGAAGGUCUUUUGCUGAGAAAGGGCCCGGAUUUGAGGCAAAUG
Camellia sinensis is the source of this 2331-nucleotide messenger RNA. Its product is annotated as type I inositol polyphosphate 5-phosphatase 4. Gene Ontology annotation, biological process: phosphatidylinositol dephosphorylation. Lineage: Eukaryota; Viridiplantae; Streptophyta; Magnoliopsida; Ericales; Theaceae. The record is from RefSeq and is a predicted model, not a curated record. Gene Ontology annotation, molecular function: phosphatidylinositol-3,4,5-trisphosphate 5-phosphatase activity; inositol-polyphosphate 5-phosphatase activity; phosphatidylinositol-4,5-bisphosphate 5-phosphatase activity.